This is a messenger RNA of Xiphophorus hellerii (green swordtail), 1200 nucleotides long. RefSeq lists its product as uncharacterized. The transcript is spliced from 2 exons. The record is from RefSeq and is a predicted model, not a curated record. NCBI's taxonomy places the organism in Eukaryota, Metazoa, Chordata, Actinopteri, Cyprinodontiformes, Poeciliidae. The coding region runs from base 111 to 1031 and encodes 306 amino acids.
GGUUGAUGAAACUGAUGAAGCUCAUCGGUUCCUGAACAUCAGAAACACAAAGACCUGAAAGGGGUGGAGGGGCUUUACCACACCUAGAGGAUUAUUACAGAGCAGCGCAGAUGAAAGUGUUAGUGGGUUGGUGUGACCCAACAUGUGAAGCUAAAUGGAAAGAGGUAGAUCUGUCUUAUAGAGAUAUACCUCUACAGUCCUGGCUCGGAGAUCAUUGUUUUAUUAAAAAACAUAUAGAUUCUGACCUAAUACCCUUAUGGAUAAAAGGACCAUUGGACAUAUGGCAUAAAAUAUUAAAGCAAGUAAAGACUGAAAGAAAUGCUCGAAUUUUAAGAUGGCCAGUUUAUGAUAGAGAUUUUCUCCCUGCAAGAAUGGAUAAGAGAUUUACACAGUGGUCACAAAAAGGCAUAACAAGUUAUUGGAAGAUUACAAAGAAUAAUGAAUUAAAAAGUUUUAAACAACUUCAAGAUAACUAUAACCUGGAAAAAUGUGACUUUUUUAGAUACCUCCAGUUAAGGCACUACUACAAUAAAAGUAUAAAAUAUUUGGAGGAGGACGAGGCAGGUAUACUUAAAAUCCUAUUAGAUUCGAGCAACGGAAGACCUCCCAAAAAAACAAUAUCCAAACUAUAUGCAUGUCUACAAACGGAGAGGAAAUGUAAUAAAACAUAUAUUAAGACUAAAUGGGAAAAAGAGGCCAAAAUAACAAUAAAUGAAGAGGUUUGGUUAAAUAUAUGUAACUCUGUGAUUCACAUGUCAAGUUCUGGCCUGUGGAAGGAAUUUUCCUGGAAAUGCCUGGUACGUUUUUUUGUUACACCGAACAUUAAAAGUAAAUAUUGUAACGAUACUGAAAAGGCAAAAUGUUGGAGGAACAGUGGGAAUGUGUCUGCAGGACAUUUUCAUAUUUUUUGGGAAUGUAUUAAGAUCGCACCCUAUUGGUCAGAAGUGAUAAAAGAAAUCAACACUAAAAUGGACUUAAAUUUAUGCUGUGACUUUACUGUGGUUUUCCUGGGUAAUUUACCCAGGAACUGAAGAAAUCUGAUAGAUAUCUCCUACUGAUAUUAUUAUCAGGUGCAAAGAAAGCUGUAACUCGCCGGUGGCUUGAUGUGGAACCACCGUCAUGUUUGGACUGGAAGGACAUUAUUGAGGAAAUUCACGCAAUGGAGAGACUGACUUUCAUUAAGACUUGCCACUUAUAAAU